AUGGUCAAAAAGACGCUCUUGUUCUCUGCCAUCGCCGCUACUUUUGCUGCACUCACAAACAAUGUCCUGGCCGAUGACAGCAAUGUCGUUGUGCUUGAUCAGGCCAACUUUGACAAGGAAGUGAUGAAGCAGGACCUGAUGCUCGUGGAAUUUUAUGCUCCUUGGUGCGGUCACUGCAAGGCUCUUGCACCCGAGUACGAUUCUGCCGCCACGACACUGAAGGAGGAUGACAUCAAGUUGGGCAAGGUGGACUGCACUGUCAACCAGGACCUGUGUCAGGAAUACGAGGUGCGCGGCUAUCCCACCAUCAAGGUGUUCCGCAACGGCGAAACGGCCGAUUACAAGGGCGCGCGCAAGGCGGAUGGCAUUGUCAGCUAUAUGCAAAAGCAAGCUGCACCUGCCGUGACCGACCUCGACGCAGACAACUUUGCAAAGUUCAAGGAAUCCGACCGUGUCGUCGUGGUCGCCUACACCUCGCCUUCGGACGAAAAGAGCAAGGCAGCCGUCAAGGAGGUUGCAGAGAAGCUCCGCGACGACUACUUUUUCGGUUUGGUGACGGACGAGGCUCUCAUCAAGGAACAGAACGUUGAAAAGCUCCCUUCAGUUGUGAUCUACAAGCAAUUCGACCAGGAGCUGGACGGCGGCCGUAGCGACUGGACCGAGUCCUUGGAAGACAGCGAAAAGGUCCAAGAGUUCAUCAAGACCAACUCGGUGCCACUUUUGGACGAGAUCCAGGCCUCCAACUUUGCCUCGUACGCCGAGGCCGGCUUGCCCCUUGCAUACAUUUUCGCCGACUCCAAGGAGAUGGCCGAACCCUUGGUCGAAGCUGUGAAGCCGAUCGCACAAAAGUACAAGGGCAAGAUCAACUUUGUCCAUAUCGACGCAAAGAAGUAUGGUCCACAUGCUGGCAAUGUCGGACUCAAGCAGGAGUGGCCCGCUUUCGCCAUCCAGCACAUUGAUUCAGGCGCCAAGUUCCCCUACGACCAGUCUGCCGAGAUCACGACCAAGAACAUUGAACAGUUUGUUGCUGACUACGCUGCCGGCAAGAUCGAGCCCACGCUAAAGUCGGAGGACAUCCCCGCAGACAACGAUGGUCCGGUCAAGGUCGUUGUAGCCAAGCAAUUCAAUGAAGUGGUCCUGGACAAAAGCAAGGAUGCUUUCCUUGAGGUGUAUGCUCCCUGGUGCGGUCACUGCAAGCGCUUGGCCCCCAUCUGGGAAGAGUUGGGCCAGGCUGUCGAGAAGCAGGGUUUGAAGGAUAAGGUGGUUAUUGCCAAGAUGGACGGCACCGAGAACGACGUCCCACCGGAGGCCGGCUUCACUGUGUCGGGCUUCCCCACGUUGAAGUUCUUCAAGGCUGAGACCAAUGAGUUGCUCGAUUACAACGGCGGUCGCUCGCUCGAGGAUUUAGUCGAAUUCCUCAACGAGAACGGCAGCAACGGCGUCAAGCUCUCCAUUGCCAAGGAUGCAGAUGCCGAGUCCCAGGAAGAGCAGGAAGACAGCGGUCACGACGAGUUGUAA
This is a messenger RNA of Zychaea mexicana, 1518 nucleotides long. Its product is annotated as thioredoxin-like protein. Gene Ontology annotation, biological process: protein folding; response to endoplasmic reticulum stress. Gene Ontology annotation, cellular component: endoplasmic reticulum. The transcript has 3 exons. Bases 1 to 1518 code for a protein of 505 amino acids. Lineage: Eukaryota; Fungi; Mucoromycota; Mucoromycetes; Mucorales; Lichtheimiaceae. Gene Ontology annotation, molecular function: protein disulfide isomerase activity. The record is from RefSeq and is a predicted model, not a curated record.